Molecule: messenger RNA, 6936 nt
Organism: Seriola aureovittata
Lineage: Eukaryota; Metazoa; Chordata; Actinopteri; Carangiformes; Carangidae
Gene: hivep3a
Product: HIVEP zinc finger 3a
Exons: 7
Coding region: 597-6041 (1814 amino acids)
Biological process (GO): regulation of transcription by RNA polymerase II
Cellular component (GO): nucleus
Molecular function (GO): RNA polymerase II cis-regulatory region sequence-specific DNA binding; DNA-binding transcription factor activity, RNA polymerase II-specific
Source: RefSeq, a predicted model, not a curated record
GGUGGAGAUAGACAGGGAGAGAGAGUGUCCCCUCCUCCUCAUUCAUACGCAUAAUAUACUCAGCUACCUGUUUGCAGCCCAGUGCACGUAGAGCGGAGACUCGAUUACCCCUCUCUCUUCACUGUCACUCUCAUUCAUCCUUUCUCUCUCUCUCUCUCUCUCUCCUUCCCUUCACCUCUCUCUGCCAGUCCCCGCUCUCCCUUCUUCCAGUCAUUCACACAACAGGAGGACAACACCACCUGCUACCAGAUCUUGAUGUUGAGAAGAGAGAAGAAUCAUAUAUUCCACUGACCGCUUCAUGAUGGGAUACUUUAGGUUGGCACGGCAGGGGACUUCCUCCACGGCGCAGGACAUAUCAGAGCUGCGUUGUUUGUUGCCGCUGUUCUACGUUUGAUGGUAUAAUUCUGAUGUCAAGCAAUAAAGUUGUAGUAACUCAAGUGGACAUUAUGAGGCCUCACCGUCAACUAAAGUGGAUAUAAUUUGAUAGAAUUCACCCACAUUAAACUGAUUAACCAGUUAAUGAUUUGGCUCAAACUCGAUAGCCUGGCACAGGCAGACGCACCCCACGUGUCUACCUGAGGCUGUCUUUCCAUUUUAUGGAGACCUUGCAUAGUCGCCUGACGACUGGGGAGCAGUCCGGAGAUCAAGAACACUGUCAACUGGAGUCUCCUCAACGGGACCUGCAGCCUAAGUCUCCCUCCCAGCCCCGUCAGCAACAGCAAACCGGCUCCCCAAAGCCCCAUGGCGCGCUACAGCAACCCAAACAGUCCAGAAGACAGCAUCCUGAACGAAAGCGUCUCAGGCAUCAGCGGCAGAGCAUUGACUCAGAUACGGUGCUGGAAGACAAAAAUGAACCAUCGAAAGCAACCACGGUUUCUAGUUUGUCACCAGGAGUCCCGCCGCCCUCGGCAGGUAGCCCGACCCAAUCCAAACCAGAAACCCAAGAGGGCACCCCAAAACAGAAACGAGAGCGUAAGCCUCAGAGACCAGGAAAAUAUGUUUGCACUUACUGUGGCCGUGCAUGUGCAAAACCUAGCGUCCUACAGAAACAUAUUCGCUCCCACACAGGUGAAAGACCCUACCCCUGCGCCCCAUGUGGCUUCUCUUUUAAGACCAAGAGUAACCUGUACAAACACCGCAAAUCGCAUACCCACAGGGUGAAAGCGGGUCUGGCGCUUGGGGAGCCAAGAUCUCUAGAGGAGCAAGUCACUGAGUCGGAAGACGAAACCCGACAGCUGUCAUCGGCCUCUUCCCACACAGAAAGACAAAGCAGUGUAGCCUCAAUCAAGAGUCAUGAAACAGACAAGGCCAAAGGUAACACUGCAGGAAACGAUGACUCCUACGCGGUGAAAAAGAGAUUGGCCUUGCGUCUAAGUAGAGGGAAACAUGCUCCCCAAGAUUCAUCAGAUGAAAAGUCCUCAUCUCUAAUAUUAGGCAGCAAAGGCAGUACAGAAUCCGGCUAUUUCUCUCGCUCUGAAAGUACUGAGCAAUCACAGGACAGUCCCCCGAACACAAGUGCCAAAAGCUAUGCAGAGAUCAUCCUCGGCAAAUAUGGACGUCUCGGACACCUACAGAGGAUGUCCCGUCAUCAAAACCAGCAGCCCUCUGGUCAGAAGGACAAAAGCAUCCCAUUCACAGUGCCCAAGAAGCAGGUCAUUGACCAUAUUACCAAACUCAUCACCAUCAAUGAGGCAGUGGUAGACACAAGUAAAAUCGACAGUGUAAAACCAAGGAGGUUCUCGCUCUCUAGAAAGAAUAGUUCAGAGUCUCAAAAGGGUUCCUCUACAAAGGAACCGCUAAUUCAUAGCCCUAAAACUGGAGAUCUGAGCUAUAAAAACAGUGGCUCCAUCACCAUGGGAGUUCCAUGUGAAAAAUUUCAUCAUCAGUCCCUAAAUGUGGAGCAGCCAGCUGGCCAAACAUGCACCGCCCCUCUGGUGAGAAGUCACUCAAUGCCAUCUGCAGCUAGUUCAUUUGAUACCUCCGGUGGUGGCCCCAGCAAAUUCCGCCUAAGUCAGUCCUUCGAUGAACGGCCACCUUCGGAAAUAGCGGCGUCCCGUCGUUAUGGGAUGCUAAGACGGCAGCCAGCUAUUGAAAUCCCGCUCGGUGCCGAACUUACAAAAGAGGAACAGGAUGGUUCCCAUCCAUUUUACCCCGACAGCGUAACCACUGUGCCUGACCACAAGCAGAGUCAACCCCAGCCAUACGAGUGUGAGGCCUGUGGCACUGGAUGCAAGGAUUGGGAAGGUUAUAAGAAACACAAGCAAAGCCUGUGCAUAGCGCAUCAUCCCAGAAACGAGGUGGUGAUUAGUCAAAUGGAGUUCUCACAGUUAAUUAACCAUGCAGUCAAAACGGGAGCUUCAGCGGUGCGCAAGAGGAGGAAAGAGGAGAGUUUUGAAUUUAAUGACCCCUCUUCUCCUUCGUUACCCUCUCCUGCCCUCUUGUCAGGACAGUGUAAAGAUGAAAGCAGCGUACCUUAUGAGGGCACCAGAAGACCUACACUGCAAACCUGUUCAGUUAUUCAACAUACUAGUUCAUUUGAAAAACAGGAAUCUUUGUGCAACGAGAGUCAAGGCUCCGAGGCGACAAAGAACUCUCCACCUCAUGACGAACAUCAACUAGUGCCUCAGAAACAGCCUCAACAGCAGCCGACGAAACUAGCAACCCGGAAGCUGGUCCGUCAACACAAUGUGCAAGUUCCAGAAAUACUGGUGACGGAGGACUCCAACAUGAGCACGGAGAUCUCAGUAGAUCCAACCUCCACAGCAAAACAUUCAGAGAAACCUGAUGAAUUCCAGUGGCCUCAGAGAAGCCCCUCUCUGGCUCAGCUCCCUAUUGAAAAACUGCCUCCAAAGAAGAAGCGCUUACGUCUAGCUGAGGCUGCCCAGUCCUCAGGGGAAUCCAGUUUCGACUCAAUAUCUCUGCCCCGUAGCCCUAGUCAGGACAGUAGUGCCUCCUAUGCAUCCAGUCGUUCCACAUCCUUUGAGGAGUCGAACAGGCCGGACAUGGAGAUAGCAACAUCAUCACCACUGAGGAGAUCGAGAGCUCCCCACAUGCUAACAGUGCCUGGGGUGCAUCAGCACAGAGAGAUGAGGCGGUCAGCAUCUGAGCAGGCGCCUCAUGACCCGCAACUAAGUGUCCUAAUGGCCGAGACCCGCAGUAAGUCUUUUGACUACAGUUGUCUGUCACCGGAGCGCUCUGCGGUCGGCUGGAGGGAAAGAAGAAAAUGUCUCCUUAUGAGACACACUGCUAUCAGAGAUCCAGAUGAGGAGGAGGAAGACCAGUGUGCCAUAUCAAGUCGCAGUCCUGAACACGUCGCAACUAGCACAUCCUCUCAAGUAACCCCAACCUCUGUGUGCUGCACUAGGUCCCCAUCUUCUCCUUUAUCAGGUGACACAGUCUUGCGUAAUCCAGUUAGAUCGCAAUGCAAAGAGAUCUUCUCUCAGUGGAAACUUAGUCAAAAUAUUCAGUUAACUGGCAGCACAGAACUCUCUCGUACUCAUGGUCCAUCCGUAGAUCCUGUAAAAGACGAGGCCUUGCGCAUCCAUACAGGACAGCCCCCUCCUCAAGCACCACAGCCCUAUCCUUCACAUGGACCAUCAGGGGCAGCCAGGGCUCGCUACCUCCCCAUGUCCACAGGGUUGAAGCUGGAGAUUCCCCUACAACAUGAUGAUUAUUCAGACAUUCGAGUAAGUCACUCCCACAUCCAACAGUCCGUCCCUCACAUCACGUCCAGUCUGGAGUUACUGCGGCCGGUCACAUCUCCUUCAGUGGCGGUGCGUCUCCAAACGGACACCCUCACCCCAGCAUGUGCCAUAUACACCAUGAUGUCUCAGGCCACCUCCCCUAGACCCCAGGAGGCAGUCGAUGCUGUUUCACACAACGUAGGUGUUCUGACAUCUGAAUACAGAAACCACAGGAGUCCAGACUUUGAGUUGUGGUCUGAUGAUGGCAUGAGGUUAUCGGGCUCAGGGGGCAACAAGCGCAUGCUUUCCCCUUCAAACAGUAUAGAGAUCCCCCCUGAGUCACAACAGCAGCAGAAACGAGUCAAAGAAGAAGAAGAGAGGGAGGUGGGAUGUGUUGACAAGGUGUCAGUGGACCCAUGCAAUCAGGAACUGAAACGGGAGAAUCAGUCGUGUCUACCGGGUGUUUGUUCUCCCGUCACACAUGUUGGACCUUCAUUCCCCAGUCUGCUGUCCAGCACCUGUAACAGCUGGUGCUAUUUGAACUACAUUAAACCAAACCCUUCAGCUCUGGAUGAACAGAAACCCUCGGUGUAUUCAUCGUGGUCCACUAGCAGCUAUGACCCCAACCCACCUGGCCUCUCCAGCAAGACGGCUCUCUCUCUGCUGCACUGUAAGCAGAGGCUCAGUCCCUCCAUCUACACUCUAUCCCCCAUGUCAGUCAGGACAACUGAGUCAAUGGAGCAAGACGACAACAAAAGAGCAUGCUCCACUGAGGUCUACAACAGCCAGUCGUACUGCAGAGAUCACGAGGGAGCGAGGAAGGGACAGACGUCGUCAGAGGACAACGGAUCAAACAGAGAAGAGGGGAAGGAGGAAGAGAAGAAGGAGGCGGAGGAGGAGGAGGAAGUCCAGCCAUGCUCCAGAAAUGAACAACCUCCUGAAGUUUGGAUCUCUGAGUCGGGAUCAAAUGAGAAGUAUGGCGUCCUGCAUGGCGGAGGUGGAGGGAAGUGCCAACGUGAGGAUUGUGGAUUCCACCUCAAGAGCACCAGUGUGCUGCAGAAGUGCACCGGCCGCUCCACAGGGUCGUCUCCGUGUAACUGCAGUCAGUGUAACGUUGCUUUCAAAGCCAAAGGGAGCCUCGCCGAGCACCUGAGGUCUGAGCCCCGCGGAAAAGAAACCUGUUGUUACCCAGACGACACAGAUGAAGGAGUCUGUGAGGACCAAUCAGUUCACCCUGACAAGCAAUGCCAGUCCUCUGAUCUGGGAGGCGGUGGACACGAUGGGGACGACGGUGCAAAGGACAAGGAUGGUAGAUGUGAAGACAGCUGGUCCAAGGUGGCCGAAAGCUCCCUCUCCUCCGACAGUGAGAAACCUUGUUCGGGAAGUUCGCCGAUGGAGCCUGAACCCAGCCGACCACUCGCACUCGACCCCAAGGAUUCUACCCAGAAGACCUCGGCCAGGACCAGGAGGGCCCUGUUUGCCCGCAGGCGCCUCGACGCUUCAGCCUCCGUAUCUUCCAGAGGCUCCCAUUCUCCCACUGCUCGGUCCCUGACUCCGCGGAGGGAGCCGUCUCCCCCGUGUAGCCCAUCGCCCGGGCCUCAGCGGCCCCCUGCUCCUCCUCCCUCCCUCUCCCCGUCCAGUUGUCAUGUCUCCACCUCCCCACUGAGACCAGUCUCCCCCGUUAGAGGUCUUUCUCCCAUAAUAGUCCAGCCCCACGGAUCGGAGUCCUCUGGGCCUCCGGGUUCCCUGGCAGACAGCUCUGCUCAGUGUCAAACCUGUCUUCACCCGCGGGACCGAGCGUCUGCAGCGAGACUGUCUGUGGACGAGGUCGGUCUGACCCACAUCACCCCACAUCCCACGCGGCUUCGGGGAGCCCACAACCUCCUGAGUCACCUCCCUCUGCACUCCCAGCAGCCGAGCAGGGCCCCGAGCCUCCUGAUUCCCAUCGGGGGGAUUCACAUGAUUCAGCCCAGGUCCCCCCUCCCGCUUUACAGGCUGGUGAGCAGCCCCGCAGCAGCCACAGUUAACCCCACAGGUACAGGGACAUCCUGGAGGCCGGGGGGCUCUUUGAAGGGGAGGUUUCCUCAACUGCCGCGACAAGAUACUCUCAAAGAGACGUCGCCCAGCAGCCGAGGCAGCCCGGCGCACCCCGAGGCGUUAGGGGAAAUGUCCGGGAGCAGCCGCCCGGACGCUCUGUUAAACAGAAAGAGUCAGGGAUGUUUCAGCGUCCAGCGAGCGCCCAGCCCCAGGACAGAGACGAGGCACCCGGAGGUGAGCACAGACGCACAUGUUACAGGGAGGUGUGUUUACCACGAGAGCGCCCAAGGCCAAAACGAGACUCCUUCCUCCCAGACAUAACUCUGAUAGGAGGGAGAGUCUGAAGGGACAGUGCAAAAGACUGAGGACGGGAGUCUGCGUGUGAAAAUCCUGCACCGCACUCCGGUUCACAGUCCGAGGACAAAAAAGGCAAGAGCACUUGAGCACCGCUUUUGAAUGACGCUAUUAUGUAAUUAUAUGAAUAAAAUAUAUAUAGACACUAUGUUAGAUAUGCAGUAUGUUUUGUAAAUCUUUUUUUACCUUCUUGUUUGAUGUCAUUGGUGUUAAUUUAUUUAUGUGCUAUUAUGCAAAUUCUGUACUAUAUGCAAAAGCAGCUGGAAUGAAAAUAGACAAAGUUUUAAUCAGUUUCCCUAUUAACCCUUUGACAGCUCUAAUAUACUAUUGCUGUGUUAUUGUACUGUAUUACCAAAAUGGAUAUAGAAAGGUACUACAAAUAUUUAUUCACCCCGACCAGUAUUUUGAAGUGCAAUUUUACGUCAAGAUUGUGGUUUGAAUUGUCAUUCUUAAAGGCUGUGAUUAUUCUUAUUAUUGUUUGUCAGUUUUUGUUUGUUUUGGGGUUUUUUGUUUUUUUUUUGUUUUGUUUUUUUUUGUUGUUGUUCUUGUUGUUGUUGUCGUCUUUGUGUUUUGAAGAAGCAGGGUUACGAUCACCUCCUUUUCUAAGAUCAUUAAGAAAAGAAGUUUGUGGGAUCGAGACGUUCGGAGUGCACUGACAAAUGAUUUGAUAUCCAGAGGAAAACCUGUUUCGCGUACAUGGUAGCUACGGUACAGUUUUUUUCAUAAACAGAUACAUGUAUUUUUGUGUUGUUGCUUUUAUAAAUGAUACAAUCACACUGUCAUUUUCAUGUUUACCAUUAAACUUCUCAUUUUUACAGAUUUAUAUUAAAACUGUGGUGCGGUGUGUGUGGUUUUUUAUUUG